GACCUCAUUUUAGUGAUUAGGGCCUAUAGACUUUUAGCGACUUAUUACAUUAGACUUAAUUGUUACUUAGACUGUUAACUGUUAGUGUUAGGUUCUUUUUAAUUAUGUCUGCAAUUCUCGAGACUGCUGUUACCCUAUAUUUUUUAUUUUUCAGUGACUCAAUUCUGAAGUAUUUAGGUGACUGGUGCUCUAGUAGUGCCAGUGCCCAGUGGUGUAGAUGUUACCGAUGGCCUAAAUCUUUUUUGGAGAUCUGGAGCGACGAUGGGGGACGUUCUUGACAGUGCUGGAAUAAAACUGGAAUCGACAGUGAAACGGGCGAAGGCGAUACUUAUAAUUAAUGCUGGGACGAAUAAUUUAAUUCAGGGAAUGGGUCCAGUCUGUGUUCGGGAUGAGGCUUUUCAGAUAAUAAGGACAAUAAGGUCGAUGAAUAAAGAUUGCAUUAUCUUUAUUUCGGGGCUAUUACCCAGAACAAGGAGUCAGCAUAUGUCAGGAAAAUCAUUUAAUGAGAGGAAACAACACUACAAACAGAUAGAUUUAAUGAAUCUCAUGAUCGACCAAACCAACCAGCUUCUGCUCGAUAUGUGUGAGAGUUUGCCAAUGACAACUAUGAUUAUACAUAAGAACAUCGACCUCUGCCGUGACGGCCUGCAUACAGCUAGACUGGGUAUUAAGAAAUUGGCAUCGUCGAUUUUUGAUCAUUUGAACACCUUGAAUUGUAGAGAAACACCAUUGCGAGUACCAGUACCACUACCAGUACCACAUGACGGUUUUUUCCUCAACUUGGCAUCAAUAUCGAACGCAAGCAGUGGACAGGGGAUCUUUUCAGUGAAGUUUGUGCUAAGCCAGCGAAGAGAGCAGAUAGCAUUUGAUCACGGAAAAGCAGAAUAACCACAGAGAAGACU
Molecule: messenger RNA, 902 nt
Organism: Priapulus caudatus
Lineage: Eukaryota; Metazoa; Priapulida; Priapulimorpha; Priapulimorphida; Priapulidae
Exons: 6
Coding region: 262-888 (208 amino acids)
Source: RefSeq, a predicted model, not a curated record